AUGUUGCUCCUUUUGCGCAACACCUGCAGCCUCACUUCAAAGAUUGUGGAUAGAAUAGAUGAAAACAAAGAUGGCUAUCUCACAACGGAGGAAUUGAAAGACUGGAUUAAGCGGGUACAGAAACGCUACAUCUAUGAAAACGUGGCCAAAGUUUGGAAAGAUUAUGAUCUGAACAAGGACAAUAAAAUCUCCUGGGAGGAGUACAAGCAAGCCACAUAUGGCUAUUAUCUAGAAAAUCCAGAAGAAUUCCAAGAUGCAACUGAUCAGCACAGUUUUAAGAAAAUGCUGCCCAGAGAUGAAAGACGAUUUAAAACUGCAGAUCUGGAUGGAGACUUAGCUGCCACUCGCGAAGAAUUCACUGCCUUUCUUCACCCGGAGGAAUUUGAGCAUAUGAAAGACAUUGUUGUCUCAGAAACUUUAGAAGACAUAGACAAAAAUGCGGAUGGUUUUGUGGAUCAAGAUGAGUACAUUGCUGAUAUGUUUGCAAAUGAAGAGGGUGGACCAGAGCCUGACUGGGUGAUUACAGAGCGUGAACAGUUUUCCGAUUUUCGUGACCUCAACAAGGAUGGGAAGAUGGACAAAGAGGAGAUUCAGCAGUGGAUUCUUCCACAAGACUACGAUCAUGCACUUGCUGAAGCCAGGCACUUAGUCUAUGAAUCAGAUGUAGACAAGGAUCAAAAGCUAACAAAAGAGGAGGUUCUAGAGAACUGGAACAUGUUUGUUGGCAGUCAAGCUACUAAUUAUGGGGAGGACCUCACAAGAAACCAUGAUGAACUAUGAUGCAGCGUACAAAGCAACACGCCACAGACCUCUUGUCCCCCUUACUGAAAUCACCAUGGC
Molecule: messenger RNA, 840 nt
Organism: Tinamus guttatus (white-throated tinamou)
Lineage: Eukaryota; Metazoa; Chordata; Aves; Tinamiformes; Tinamidae
Source: RefSeq, a predicted model, not a curated record